CUUUCUUAUUUUUGCACAAUUGCUAUAUUGGUUUGAUCCAGUGAUCGUGAAACCAUAGCAGUGUGUCCCCGUAGUGACCGACCAAACAAACCAGGUUAAUACCGAAAACUGAUUAAUCAACGAUCCUCCCGGCCAGCAUGCCUCGCCCGAGAACCAUUGCUGCUUCUACUAGAGCCAACCGAAACGAGACAAAUGACAAUGAUACCAAUCAAGACGAAGCAAAUACCGAUGCUGGCCAAGAAAACCAACAGAACCCUAUCUUCAUUGAGGGAGAUGAGAACGAAGAACAACGUAUGGUGACUUUGGAGGAGUUCAACGACAUGAUGACCGGCUUGACGACCAUAAAGUCCGACUUGCUGAAGAAGAGCUCCGCAGUCAAACCAAGGAUGGGGAAAUCACCCUUCUGCGCCGCAAGGUUGUGGAAAUUGAGAAUGUCAGACAGCAGCUUGCUGAAGCGAAAGCUGAACGUGAUGCAUUUGGGAGCCAGAUCGCCCGUCUGGUGAUGGAUAACGCC
This is a messenger RNA of Aspergillus ruber CBS 135680, 514 nucleotides long. RefSeq lists its product as uncharacterized. Lineage: Eukaryota; Fungi; Ascomycota; Eurotiomycetes; Eurotiales; Aspergillaceae. The annotation marks the transcript as partial. The record is from RefSeq and is a predicted model, not a curated record. The transcript has 2 exons.